AUGUUGGCUCCCUGGAUUGUUCCAGUUAUUGUUACUUUGGCAGUUUUCCUGCUUAUUGCGGUUUUCAUACUUAUGUGGACACUCCUAAGAACCUCACAUAGGUUUACACCUAAAGCUAAAUCAUUUGCUGAUCACGAAAAGGCAAUCAAUGAAUUUCAAUCAAAUGUUUUGAUAAAUGCAAAUGAUUCAAGUCAACAAUAUGUUCCUCCACAGACAUACGUUCAACCUCAACAUUUUCAAAGUCACCAAAUGAGCAAUCACCCACACGACGAAAUGCAUAUUCAUAAAUGCUGUAAUCAUCAGCAUUCAAAAUGCAGCCACAUCUAUGCUCAAAAUGAUAAUCACCAGAUUAAUGAUCAGCACUGUUGUGAAUGUCAUGCUUAA
This is a messenger RNA of Cryptosporidium ubiquitum, 384 nucleotides long. RefSeq lists its product as uncharacterized. The transcript has 2 exons. Lineage: Eukaryota; Apicomplexa; Conoidasida; Eucoccidiorida; Cryptosporidiidae. Bases 1 to 384 code for a protein of 127 amino acids. The record is from RefSeq and is a predicted model, not a curated record.